Messenger RNA from Lolium rigidum, 1679 nucleotides. RefSeq names its product B3 domain-containing protein LOC_Os12g40080-like. Gene Ontology annotation, molecular function: DNA binding. The coding region runs from base 75 to 1646 and encodes 523 amino acids. NCBI's taxonomy places the organism in Eukaryota, Viridiplantae, Streptophyta, Magnoliopsida, Poales, Poaceae. The record is from RefSeq and is a predicted model, not a curated record. The transcript is spliced from 6 exons.
AGCACUACUGGAACCACACGAGCGACAACAAGAAGCAGUUCCUUGUCGUGGCUUCCGACGAUUUCAGGCACAGCAUGCGCAUACCGCAGGAGGUUGGAAGCCAUCUGAGGAAAAUGAUCCCUGAAUCUGAGCUUGUCAAACUAGAAGAUCCCAAUGGCAGUGUAUACCCCGUUGAAGUUAGUAGGGAGCUCGGAGCUAUAGUUCUUAGGUCUGGAUGGAAUGGAUUUGUGAAUGCGCAUCACAUAGAAGAAAAUAACUCCAUUCUGUUUGUGUACCGUGGGAACUCCAGCUUUAAGGUUCACGUAUUCAAUUCAGUCGGUCAUGAGAAGUACUUGUCCUGUUCUAAACCACCAUCUGGGAUAUUUGGAGCAGUUCCUCCUCAUGCUCCUUGUGAUCAUCAUGUUCUGAAUGAACAAGUGGUGCCUAAUGUAGGACAUGCUCAGACCUCCACUGACUUUGACUAUACCAUUUUACCUGAGUGCCGUCUAACAAUGGCACAAGAUGAGAAAGUAGUACAAAUGGCUCACACCAUCAGGUCUGAAGUUCCUCUGUAUGUGGCAGUCAUGAACAAGAGCAAUGUCUGCUUGAAGAACUGCUAUGUUUACAUACCACUGAGACUUGUGGAUAAUUUCAAAGAGGAGAUUGCUAUAUAUACUGUUCAACUUCAAGACCCUGACAAACCUGUAUGCGUUGUGGGAGCAAAGAAGCACAGUGAUGAUCUAAUAGUCCUAAAAUCUGGGUGGAAUACUUUCGUAGCUUCUCAGUGCAUACAAGAGAAUGACAUCCUCAUUUUCAGAAGUAAGGAGAAAACUUGCCUGGAAGUUUUCAUCCUUGACCCAAGCGGUCGUGGGAAAAUCUCUUCAUGUUCUGCCAUGGGAAAUCGUUCUUCCAGUGCCCAGGAAAUGCCUGAUGAUUCAGCGCAAAUUGUUUGUUCACCCCCACCUCAUAUCAUUGACUUGACCAAUUCUGAUGACGAUGACAUCGUGAGAGAAGGCGUGAGAAAAUCUUGCAGGGUGCAAAAUCGGGUGAAACGCAGUACUGCAAAAACUCAGAAGAUGGCUUCAACAUCAUCCCCUUCUACUAAAUCAGGAUACGGAGCUCGCAAGCCGCAUGAUCGGGCAUCUGUGAAGCUUGAAGUCAGUUCUGAACCUUUGUCCAACAACCUCCAGGGGCCUUUCCGACGGCCCUACAUUGUAGCCCGGCAGACAACUCUACCUAUGCAAGUGAAGCGGAAAGUUGAGGAGAAAGUCCAUGCAAUUGGAUCUGAACUUCCUAUUUUUGUGAAAGAGAUGACCACUACAAAUAUUGAUGGUGGCAGCCACACCCCGGGUGAAAUGGGUUUCGGCAUGGUGUAUGCUUCUGCAUGUCUCCCGGACAAGACACAGCCUGUCCUGCUUCAGCUGGAGGAUAGGAAGAAGCAGUGGCACGCCAUGUUGAGCGUCUCGUCUCGCAACCAGAGGCGGCUUCACAAUGGCUGGAAGGAAUUCGUUGAGGAAAACCAGCUGAAGGUGAGAGACAUCUGCCUCUUCGAGGUGUCAAGCAGGAACAGUACGAGCCUCACGAUGACGGUCCAUCUGGUCCGCUCAGUCGGAAGCGGAGCCGUAGCUCUCAGUCAUGCCAUGGAUCCUUUAUCUGUGGUUCUGUAAUGUGGCAUUGAACUCUGAAACCCUGCCCGUGAG